Messenger RNA from Rhodofomes roseus, 2564 nucleotides. RefSeq lists its product as uncharacterized. Bases 106 to 2346 code for a protein of 746 amino acids. The record is from RefSeq and is a predicted model, not a curated record. NCBI's taxonomy places the organism in Eukaryota, Fungi, Basidiomycota, Agaricomycetes, Polyporales, Fomitopsidaceae. Gene Ontology annotation, cellular component: nucleus. The transcript has 17 exons. Gene Ontology annotation, biological process: regulation of DNA-templated transcription; DNA-templated transcription. Gene Ontology annotation, molecular function: DNA binding; DNA-binding transcription factor activity, RNA polymerase II-specific; zinc ion binding.
GUUCGAUGGCUCUCGCGACCUAAAGCCCCCAACCGGUGGCACCACCCACCGUUCUUCCAAACAUUCAGCGACGCGUCCAUUCACGACCUCAGCAGGCAGACGGAAAUGCCCAAGGCUACCAGCUCGGCGUCCCGUACAAGCGGGGAUCACUCAUUUCAAGCCGCCCACGCAUUGCGGCGUAAUCAGGCAUGUCACCAGUGUCGAAGGCGGAAGCUGAAAUGCGAUGCGAAGCGGCCCUGCUCGACAUGCAUUCGAUCGCAUUCAUACGCAGUUGCGCAUGCACCAGCAGGCGCAGAGCUUCCGCCCCACCCUCAAUGCACGUUCGACGAAGUCUCAGAGGGCGAGAGUAGCCCGGAAGUAUUCGAGAACCCGAAAGCUCGAUUCGAGCGUCUCGAGAGCAGGAUAAAUGAACUCGAGACUCUCUUGCGAGAGCAGGACAAGGAUACGGCACCUCAAUCCAGUAGGGAAUCUCACCGAACGAACGGGACCCAUACCAUAGACAGCGUCACUCCUGGGAGGCAGUCGGAUAGCGCCAUUCACUUGUCAUCGAGCUAUGCAGGUGAUCUGUACAACACUGACCAGACGAUGGCUAUCGACCCUGCCUUGAGCUUGCCAGAGUUCCAGAUAGGGUCUCCUCUCGACAAUCUAGCAGGAGUCGCAAGCCUCAUGGGUGCACCCGGGCCUUCACGCAUCACCAACGGCUCUCCUAUUGCUGAGCGAAGCACAACCUCAGAAGUCCCCAGCUCUGACCAUGGUCUCGAUAUUAUGUACAGCUCCUGGCCGCGUAACCUGCCCACACCGAACUUUUUGCGACAUUUAGUCGAUGCAUUUUUCUCAUAUCACCCUGACGCGACGCGCAUGUUCCACCAGCGCACAUUUCUCUCCACACUACUGCUACCCCCCACGCACCCAAGAUUCCCUUCCUUAGGUCUCCUACAUGCCAUAUGCGCUGUAGGCAGCAUGUACACGGCUGCAAUCCCCAGUCCUGCGAUACCGUCAGGCCCUGAAUUCUCUCCCUACGACGUGUUUCCGGACAAAUGGAGGGACCGCGAGGGCAUCGUUGACUCUUUCCCGGAAAUGCAGGCAAAAUUCGCCAAAUCAGCGAUCGAUGCGUCGAUGCAGGACGGCGGGAGGCUAUUCCAGACGGUCCAAGCUGUUACUCUCCUCGCAUGGUGGUAUUGGGCCAAUGCAAAGUGGGCCGACGCGUAUUUGACCACAUCUCAUGCACUGCGCUACGCCAUUCCGUGCGGAAUAAACGUCUGCCCUCCGUUCAACACGAUCGCGGAGCCUAUAAGACCACCCUCACUGCUGCCACCGGCUGCGACUGUCGUCGAAGAUGAGAUGAGGCGGAACACAUUUUGGAUAGCCUACGCUAUUGAACGUUGCCACGGGACAGCAAACGGCUGGGCGAUGACCCUCGAUGAUCAAGACGUCUCGCAGCUGCUACCGCUUCGUCGGGACCAAUACGAGCAAGGCAUCCUGGUCCUCCCGCAGGAACGACAAUGGUCGCACGACCAGGGCACGCUCAUCAAGCACCCUGAGGACCAAGUGGACGGGUUCAUCCUCUAUAUCAAGGCGACUAUGAUCCUCUCGCGCGUCAAGAACUUCAAUAUGCGCUUCCGGUCGAGGCACCACUCCGGCGAGCCGUCCGCGCAGAUCAUCGACAUACCGAUCCCUCAGCCGCAGCCACAGGCAUUCAAGUACAGCGGCCCCGACGGCGAGCCGAUCGACCCCCGCCAGACGACGGCGUUCGUCCAACUGGACCAGCUCACGACGGCGUUCAAGUCGUCGUUCCCUGUUCAUCUGAGGAACCCGGCGAAGGAGCAGAUCGACCCGCAUUUGUUCGCUGCUUGUACUGCUGCGCAUCUUGCGGAUAUUCUCUUGCAUGAGUCCCACGCGGUCAUCGGCAGGAGUAAGUGUAUCUCGUCAUGCCGGAUCCUAACAGCCUCGCGCGCGAUCCUGGAUCUGCUGUACCAGGUCAAUUCGACCAGCUACGACCUCUCGUUCCUGGGUGUGUUCCCUGUAAUGUGUUGGUUCAUGGCCGGAAGGGUCUUUGUGCGAUUCCUGCAUGCAGCGAUGAGCGAAAACAGUGAGGAACAGUGCUUGACUAUCUGGGCCGAGGUGGAUUAUAUCCGAAUGGCCAUGUUCCGUGUGGGCGCACACGUUCCAUUAGCUCACCGGUACGCCUCGAUGCUACACGACCUCCUCGUGCAGACCUGCGGCGACCGAUAUGCUGGUCCCGCGCCCAUGCUGACGGAGAGCAUGCAAGACAUUGACCUCAUCGCAUCGCAGAACAAUAUGUAUAUGGGAGCUAGUCUGCAGGCGAUCCCGACGCCGCCGUCGUGAGUUGUACUCUACUGUAACAGGUCUAUGUUGGGGAUGGACGGAUGUGUUGUGCGAUAUUUAACUUAUCUUUCGCUGCUGUAUGUACUUUUUGUCGUGGAUCACCGUGACGGUUGUGGACGGUUGUGAAAGUAUUGUGCACCCAGCCUCCAGGGCAGCCGCUGGCAGAACGACUACGGGGAUAGCCACCGAUAUCACCGCCGGCGUCACAGCGCGCCUCU